Messenger RNA from Neopelma chrysocephalum (saffron-crested tyrant-manakin), 9464 nucleotides. It is a transcript of the gene DENND4A, whose product is annotated as DENN domain containing 4A. Bases 248 to 5920 code for a protein of 1890 amino acids. Gene Ontology annotation, biological process: regulation of Rab protein signal transduction. The record is from RefSeq and is a predicted model, not a curated record. Gene Ontology annotation, cellular component: cytoplasmic vesicle. The transcript is spliced from 33 exons. Lineage: Eukaryota; Metazoa; Chordata; Aves; Passeriformes; Pipridae. Gene Ontology annotation, molecular function: protein binding.
GCGAGCCGGGCUCCGCUGGGAUGCGAUAAGGGCGCGGGCACCGAGCGCGCUGCCCCCCUCACCCCCUUCGCCGCCCGCUCCUCGCCCUGCGGAGCGCGGCCUUCGCCUGAGGGAAUGAAACUUUAACAAGAAGUCUAUGUUAAAGCCUGGCUGACAGCAAGAGAGGCAAAGUGUAGAAGCAAUGCCCUGAUGAAAAGGCACUGGCAUCCCUUUCUUUCUCAGCAGUUACAACAUCUUGUGAUGGAAGAUGGAAGACAAAGGGGCCCGUGUUGCCGACUACUUUGUCGUCGCAGGAUUAACAGACAUCUCCAAACCACUGGAGGAGGAAAUCCACUUCAAUGACGCCUGCCAUAAAAUAGCCAAGCCAAAAGAACCCAUCACAGAUGUAACAGUGCUUAAUAAAUCCCUGGGGGAGGAAGUUCCUCAGGGAUAUAAGUGCAUAGAUGUCACUCCCUCAGGCCUGUCUGCGGAUCUCAACAAUGGCAGCCUUGUAGGACCGCAGAUAUACCUUUGUUAUCGCCGGGGAAGGGACAAGCCCCCACUCACUGAUUUGGGGGUUUUAUAUGAUGGGAAAGAGAGAGUGAAGCAAGGCUGUGAAAUAAUCCAGACCACUCCCUAUGGUCGUCCUGCCAACAUCAGUGGCAGUGCCUCGUCCCAGCGCGUGUUCAUCACCUACCGCAGGGCCGCCGAGAACAUGACCCAGAACGCACUGGCUGUCACAGACAUCUGCAUCAUCAUCCCCAGCAAGGGGGAGACCCCUCCACACACCUUCUGCAAGGUCGACAAGAACCUUAAUAACAGCAUGUGGGGCUCAGCAGUAUAUUUAUGUUACAAAAAGUCUGUGGCAAAAACCAACACCAUAUCAUAUAAAGCUGGUUUAAUAUGCAGAUAUCCUGAAGAAGAUUAUGAAUCAUUCCCAUUACCAGAAUCUGUGCCUCUUUUUUGUCUGCCUAUGGGUGCAACCAUUGAAUGUUGGCCAUCAAACAGUAAAUACCCUCUCCCAGUUUUUUCUACCUUUGUGCUAACUGGAGCUUCUGCAGAAAAGGUAUAUGGUGCUGCUAUUCAGUUUUAUGAGCUGUAUCCCGAAGAGAACCUCACAGAGAAACAAAGAUCUCAGCUGGGCUUGGCAGCUGCUGCUGAGGGCAAGUCAGACACGUGCAGAACAGUUCAGACAAACAAAUGCAUCUGUCUGCUCUCCCACUGGCCUUUCUUUGAUGCUUUCAAGAAGUUUCUCACCUUUCUGUAUCGUUACUCCAUUUCUGGGCCACAUGUCCUUCCCAUUGAAAAACACAUUUCCCAUUUCAUGCAUAGAGUUCCUUUUCCAUCCCCUCAGAGGCCAAGAAUUCUAGUUCAGCUCUCUCCACACGAUAACCUGAUCCUUAGCCAACCUGUGUCAUCACCCCUCCCACUGAGUGGAGGCAAGUUUUCUACACUACUUCAGAAUUUAGGACCUGAGAAUGCAGUGACUCUGCUUGUGUUUGCUGUGACAGAACAUAAAAUCCUCAUCCACUCCCUGCGACCUUCUGUCCUCACGAGUGUCACAGAGGCAUUAGUCUCUAUGAUAUUCCCCUUCCACUGGCCCUGCCCAUAUAUUCCUCUCUGUCCCUUGGCACUGGCAGAUGUGUUGAGUGCCCCCUGCCCAUUCAUUGUGGGAAUUGAUUCAAGAUACUUUGAUCUCUAUGACCCCCCUCCAGAUGUGAGCUGUGUAGACCUGGACACCAACACAAUUUCUCAAACUGGAGACAAGAAAACUCUUGCAUGGAAGAUCUUACCAAAGAAACCUUGUAAAAACCUGAUGAACACUUUAAAUACUUUAUAUCAGCAACUGGCAGAGUUGCAACAGCGACCUAGAGAAGAUGCAUUAAUGGAAUUGGCAAUGAAUGACUAUGAUUUUAAUUCUGGGAAGAAGUUGCAUCUGUUGGAUUUGGAGAUCCAGGAAGCAUUUCUGUGUUUCAUGGCUUCAAUACUGAAAGGUUACAGGUCUUAUCUCAGGCCGAUAACAGAGGCACCCUCUGAAACAGCCACGGACGCAAGUUCUCUCUUUGAACUACAAGGUUUCCUCAAGAGUCGGGACCGUUCACAUCAGAAGUUUUACACCCUGAUGACCAAAACCCAGAUGUUCAUUCGCUUCAUUGAGGAAUGUUCCUUUGUCAGCGACAAGGACGCCAGCCUUGCCUUCUUUGAUGACUGUGUGGAUAAGGUGGAUACGGACAAAACUGGGGAAACGCGACUGAUCGAGCUGGAUGAGUCCUACAAGAGCGAGCACACGGUUUUCAUAACCCCCCCUGAGAUCCCUCCUCUGCCAAACGGGGAGGAGCACCCCCUGCAAUACAGCUAUAAUGGAUUUCCAGUACUAAAACUAGAAUUGUUUGAACGACCUGAAGGAUUUCUCACAGCACCAAAUAACAAACUGUCCUCAAAAGCCAGUAGCCCCAACAGCCCAUCACCAAUGUUCAGGAGAACUAAACAGGAAAUCAAAUCUGCACAUAAGAUUGCUAAGAAGUACUCAUCCAUCCCCCAGAUGUGGUCCAGGUGUUUGCUGCGUCACUGCUACGGCCUUUGGUUCAUCUGCCUGCCUGCCUAUGUCAAAGUCUGCCACUCCAAAGUCAGGGCUCUGAGAACUGCCUAUGAUGUGCUGCAGAAAAUGCACACCAAAAAAAUAGACCCACCUGAUGAGGUGUGCUACCGGGUCCUCAUGCAGCUCUGUGGGCAGUAUGGGCAGCCUGUGCUGGCUGUGAGGGUGCUCUUUGAGAUGCAGAAGGCUGGCAUUGACCCCAAUGCCAUCACUUAUGGCUACUACAAUAAGGCUGUUCUGGAGAGUACCUGGCCUUCCAGCAAUCGAGGUGGCUACUUCCUGUGGAUGAAACUCCGGAACGUUGUUUUAGGAAUAGCACAGUUUAAAAAAGCAUUGAAAAAGCUGCCAGCAAGCACCACACAUACACAUCCUGGGGGACUUUCAGACACUGGCAAUAACACAUCAUUCAAAGAAGAAGCCAAGCAAGGGAAAGCUUGUCUUCAAGACAUCCAAGAACAAAAGGAGGACAAGAGAGAGAGUGACUCCAGUUCUUUGUCUGAAGUGGAGAGCACAAAAGGCAGUGGUGACUGCCUGCCCAAACUGAACUACCACAACUCCAGUGAGGACAAAGCCACUUCCAGCAUCGUGCGGCUCAACGGCACAGUUGACAAUCCCAUGGCAGAAGGGAACAGGGAGAGUUCUGUGGGAUUGCUGUUUACGUCACCUUUUGAGGAUGCCAGUGAAGCAGAAGUUAUAAAAAGUAAAUCCUUAAGAAAGAGACAUAAAAGUGCAGUAGAGCCUGAUUUAAGGGAGAUACCUUGGGAAAGCAGGAGCAGGACCCUGAGUGGGGAUGGCCUGGUGGGACUCAUGAUGAACAGAAUCAAUCAGGAAGCAAACCCUGGAGAAAUGGUUGAAAAACUGGGAGCUGAUGCCAAAAUCCUGUCUAGUGCAUUACAGAAAAGCAUAAGGCCAAAAACUCUUAAUAUCAGAACUUCCUCUUUAGGAUCUAAGAGAGAAAGCCUGGAGAAAGAAUCCAGUGAUGAAGAUGCAGCUUUUGAUUGCAGUUUUACAGAUAAAACAGAGUCUCCUGUUAUCUUUGAUCUGGAAGACCUGGAUGCAGAACCAGAAACUCCUACAGCACCUCCAGUGAAAUCCUCCAGUGAGAAAUCCAGGAGGCUGCAAAGGAAAAGCAGCUUUCCAGUAAAGCCAGUUGAAAAGACAGAUGUUGAGACUGGAUUUGACCCACUGUCUCUGCUGGUUGCUGAGACAGAACAGCAGAAAGAGGAUGAUGAGGAGGAGGAUGAUAGAAGUGUUUCCACUCCCUCUGCAAGAAGAGAUUUGGCUGAAGAAAUUGUGAUGUACAUGAACAACAUGAGCAGCCCUUUGUCCAGUCGUGCCCCAAGCAUUGAGUUGCAAAAACCCUACGAUGACAGAAAUGCUAAUAAAAAGAGCCCCACAAUCAUCCAGCCUUGUAGGAGGUCCAGCCUUCCCCCAAACUCGCCAAGGCCACCCAGUCUUACCAAAUCCAAGAGUUACCAGGCAAAAAAUGAAGAAAGGCCAAGGGACAGGCUUUGGUCCUCCCCAGCUUAUUCCCCACACAGUCCAGCCAGGGAGCAGCCACAGGAUACAACCAGUGCAUUAACACUGGUGUCAUCACCCUCAUUCAACUUGGACACUCUGUUAACACCCAAGUUCGAUGUCCUAAAAAGCAGCAUGUUUUCUGCUGGAAAAGGGGUUGCAGAGAAAGCAAGCAAGUGGUACUCCAAGUUUGCAAUGUAUGCUGCAUCCUCAAAGGAUCAAAAUUCAGACCGAGCAAGUGUUUCAUCUCUUGGAGCUCUGGACUCAGAAUCUACUUCUCUCACUGAUGAAGAUGUCUGCAAUGAUUUUGAAAGUGCUUCCCCUCAGGAGAAUGCCACAUCAGAAAUUAAGGGCAUUGGCCUCAGCAGGACAAGCCUGGACAGCUCAGCUUCCCACGAUGGCUCAGCUAAACAGUUUGACCAGUGUGCAGGCUCUCUUUCAAAGUUCCCUUUACCUGACAAAUCAGAGUUGAUAUCUUCUUGCAGUACAAGCAGUACCAGCGUGUUCCAGAACUAUGCUAUGGAGGUCCUCAUCUCCAGCUGCUCACGGUGUCGGACCUGUGACUGUUUGGUUCAUGAUGAAGAAAUCAUGGCAGGCUGGACAGCAGAUGAUUCCAACCUCAACACCACCUGUCCCUUCUGUGGCAACUUAUUCCUGCCUUUUUUAAGCAUAGAAAUCCGAGACCUUCGGCGGCCGGGACGGUAUUUUCUGAAGUCCAGCCCUUCCACAGAAAACAUGCAGGUCCCAUCCCUUUUUUCCAGUCAGAGUGGGAAGUCCUGUAACACCACAGCCACUGUUGGCCUCACUACAUCUCUGAUGUCUGUUCAAGAGGAUAUCAACUCAAAUAGUAGCAAAUCUAAGCAGCAUGACAAUGUUUGUGCCAGAAGUAUCCAGAUCCCCUCAGGAAGAAGACAAAAUACCUCUGGGUCAGAAUGUACAAGUCACCCUGUGGCAAGGAGCAUCAGUACUUUUGGUCCUUUGGAAGAAGAUGGGAAGGAAAACCAGAAGAUCAGCCAUAUCAUUCCUACUGGUAGCCUGCCUGCUACUUUGCAAGGACCAACAGAUUCCUUGGGCCUGGAAUGGCGCUUGCCUAGUCCUGAUCCUAUAACAGUUCCUUACCUCAGUCCUCUAGUGGUCUGGAAAGAGCUUGAAAGCUUACUUGAAAAUGAAGGGGAUCAUGCAAUAACAGUGGCAGACUUUGUAGAUCAUCAUCCCAUUGUGUUCUGGAAUUUGGUCUGGUAUUUCAGGCGCUUGGACUUGCCCAGCAACUUACCAGGAUUAAUACUUUCUUCUGAGCAUUGUAACAAGAACUCCAAGAUUCCACGGAACUGCAUGUCAGAGGACAGUAAAUAUGUUCUUAUUCAGAUGCUCUGGGACAAUAUGAAAUUGCAUCAGGAUCCGAGGCAGCCUCUGUAUAUUUUGUGGAAUGCUCAGAGUCAAAAUCGCACUCUUUUGUUUGAGACCCAGAAGUACCCAAUGGUGCAGUUGUUGCAGAAGGAUGAUGACUCCUUUAACCAGGAGCUCUUGAGGAGUAUGGUGAAGAGCAUUAAGAUGAAUGAUGUGUAUGGACCGAUGAGUCAGAUAUUGGAGAGGCUGAACAAGUGGCCACAUAUUAAAAGACAGAGGAGCCUUUACAGAGAAAUACUGUUUCUUUCACUUGUUGCCCUGGGAAGAGAUAACAUUGAUAUAGAUGCUUUUGACAGAGAGUACAAAAUGGCCUAUGACCGACUCACCGCUAACCAAGUGAAGAACACUCAUAAUUGUGAUAGACCCCCGAGCACUGGAGUGAUGGAAUGCAGAAAGAUUUUUGGAGAACCGUACCUUUAGAUAUUCCUGGCUAAAGAGGUGAUAUCUCUGACGUGUACCUGUGUAAAAUAACCACUUCAGUCACAAGGAACAUCUCAGUCUUCAGUGUUGGAGAACGUGCGUGCGUGGAGGCCUCGGGAAAUUGGGCCUGUCUGCGGUUGUGGAGAUGGACAGAGAGGAAAACGGGCCAACUAUUAUUGCCCUGUUCCCUUGUCCUUUCUGCAGAUCAAUGUGUAGAAAGGAAGGUUCUAAACAAAAUCAGUUCUUUGACUUGGGACAGCAGAUUACAGCUCCCUUAAAACAAAAAGUUAAGAAAACAGGUGGACAGAAACAAUGCACUGAAACUAAUGUGAGCGAAGGAAAUUCUUCAGAAUCUAUUGUUUACAUAGAAUAUUCAUGAUGUUAUGAAGAGCAUACAAAGUUGUAUUAUACAUAUUUUAAAUUGUUUAUAGUAAGUUGAUAUUUUUUUAAUUUUUUUAAAUUACUGGAGUGAAUUUUAAAUGGACUUGCUGCAUAAGCAAUACAGUGCUUAUUUUUUUUGCAGUACACUGCUAUUUAUAGUAACUUGUCCAGUUACUUUUUGAAGAGUGAUUGGUUUUAAAGCAGAAUAGAAAAUGUUAACCUUCACCUAGACAGUACUUAAGAUCCAGGAUUUCUCUCAUGCACACUUGGAAAACGUGUUACCACAGCAAUCAGAAGGAAGGUAUGGUAAAAUUCUGUAAAACUCUACUAAUGAACACACUGUUGUCUCUGUAAAACACUUCUGUAGAAAUCUCCUCUUCCUCUCGUGUUCCCUUCCCUCCCCACUCCCCAGGAAAGGGAAAACCUGUUGAAGAGUCCUACAGAUUGUUAUGGAAUCAGCCCAUCUCAGCUGUUGGCAUUUGUUGGUGUGACCUCAUCCCAGAUGGAACACAAAGCAAAUGCAGCAGGUUCCUCACAAACCGCAGCGUUUGGAGUCUCAGUGGUUGUGUUAAAACACACUAAAUAUGACACAUUCAUAGUGCUAACCCAAAGCUCUUAACUGAAGUACAUACAGCAAACCUGCUACAGGGAAUGUAUAGGGAAUGUAACUUAUUGGGGCAUAUUGUGCAUAGUUAAAUGUACUUGGAAUGUUUGGUCUCUAUUUCACAGGCAAAGCAACUUUUUUUUCUCUGAAGAGAAGCGCUGUGUCAGUCCUUGUGGUGGAGUCAUGGCUUUUGCCUCAUGUUUUCUUGUUCUAGACAUUUAAAGAAAUGUUCUGUGCUCUCAGUCACAUAGCAACUCCUCACCAGAAGGUAGGCUACAGGGAAAAUAUCAGAAGUCUUGUGUGGAGGUGGGAAAACAGACAUUGAACUGUAUAAAACACCCUAAACAAAUCAUGCUUUAACAAAUAGCUUUAUUUUAAGUAAUCUUAAUGCAUUUUCCAAUUCUAAUUUCUUUUAGUUGUUGCUGUUAGAAUAUUUCUAAAUAUCAGCUGUUACAUUAGAUUUUAUAUGGCAAUCUGCCUACCAGCAGGUGUUUUUAAAAACAUCUUUAGUUUGCAAGUGUAAUAAACCAGCAAUAUUUAGUUAGGCAGAAAGUGCUAAACUUUAAAGCUCGCAUUUACUCUAUUAAAUGAAAUAGAGCGAGCCUUAGAGGCUUACAUGAGAAGUAAUGCUGCUAUGAAGCUCUGUAACCCCCUCCCAGACCUCUGUAAAGUCCUAAGAAGACGGUACCCUAAGGAGAAAGGGUUUAAAACAUGCAGAGCUGCAGGAAUGUGCCGUUGAUAGUUGCAAGAUGCAGGAUACAACUUCCAUCGGGUAAUGCCUCUUCUCUAACGUGCUGCUAAUUAUGUAGCUGACCUUUUUGAAAGUAUUCCCCCACCCUGAGGUGGAGCUGGCAAUGCUACCCCUCAGACCAUUGUUCACAUUUAAUUUAUUUUAACCAUUUGUGAUGCUCUUUGUCCUGCCAUGCUUGUACAGUGUCCCUCGUGCAUGAAAUGGAGCUCCUUUCCUCGCCCAGGUACAUGAUAAACACACCCCCUUUGUUCUUCUGAACUCUUGUGAAAUGACAGGCUGUCUCUGACCAUAUUCCCUGUGAGUAGCCCUUAGUGUGCAUGGAUGCUCUGCUCUGUGCAGCGGGAAUGCUGCAUUACCAUGGAUAACUCGCCUGCAGUAGUUGCUGUGUAUUUAAGCUCAUCCCCGUGUUCCCAGCUCCCUGCAGUUCUGCUUCCCAUGCCAUUUACCACUGGGGCAGCCACUGUAUCAUGGGACCUUCGGGCCAUGAAGGAGAGAGAGCAAGUGCUUUUUCCAGAGCUGCCGUGGUGCUCAGAGGGGCUGAGCUAUGACCAGGCUUCCCACCCCAUCCCGGUGUGGCGGAAGCACCGAGCCCGGUCCGUCCCUGGGACACGGCACUGCCGAGAUGUGUUGGUGCAGGGGAUCCAUCCCAGACCCAGCUUCCUUGUAAGUACUUCCAGCUGCCUUCAGACUUAGAAACCCAGCACUUUGGCCGCUUCAUUCCAGUGUCCACAGUCCUGCAGUGUUACCAGACAGUAGGUGCUGCCCCAGAACAGGAUUGUCCCUCAGCCUUCCAACAGUCCUUCAAUAUUCCUGCAUCCCCAGCGUGGCACUCCUGAAGCAUUGCUGAUGUUCAUUGGGGUGUGCUUUUGAAUUACUAGAUCAUGUAGUGGCUCAUCAAGUGACAUCAUUAUACUUAAUGAAUUGUUUAAUAAGGUCUGUUGCAAGUCAGUCCACUGUAGAAAUAUAUCAAAAUAGAGUUGGAAUAACAAUAUACUAUAAAUGGGAAAUUUUCCUCAUUCAAGUCAUAAUGUUCCAAACAUAGGUCCUGAGGUGGAUAAUUUUUAAGCAUCAUGCAAUUCAGUGUUGAAACAGUUUUCAAAUCUCACUGUCCUUUAUUAGAAAAGCAAUUUGACUAUAUUUUCCAAUACUGCAAAGAUGGAUAAAUAAAAUAUUUGAGACAUAUUUUCAAUUUAAAAUUUUGUAUGAACUGAAUUUUCUCCUUUUGUGUACUAAAUAAUGCUUAUGUCCAAAACCUUAAACAAAGGUUUUACAUUUGCAGUGCAAUAUAUAUUUUGCUUUACUUAUGGUUCCACUGGAAUAAUUAUUGGAGAUGAAAUACCGAAAUGUGAAUAGAAAUUGUGCUGUUUCUCUGACACUGCUGUGUCCCAUUUGAGAGGGUUUGCUGUUGGUACAGUUACAGCCUGAUGAAUUUGACUUCCACUGGCAAAUUAAAUGAUUUGUACCCCAAGAAAGAGAAAAUUCCUGCGUGCAAAAUCUUUGUGUAACAAAUGGGAGAUGCAAACAGUAAUAAUAGAGAGGGGUAUUUCUGGAUAUUAUCUCACUGGGAUUUAAAAAUGGUACUUUGUUAGUCUGCAAGCAGCACUUUUUAAAUGAAUGGUUGUAGAUUUGUAAAUAUGUAAUGUUUAAAUUUUAUUUACCAAAAACCAGUAUGUUGGAUGUUUGCUUUGGUUUGUAGUUCCUUUAAAAUAAGCAAAGUCAGUGUUCACAAUGUUAAGUUUUUUUUCUGUCUCAUCCAAAAAAAGAAGUUUUACAGUGAGUCAAUAAAAAGCUUAAAAUCUUUCUGUUUA